Molecule: messenger RNA, 3054 nt
Organism: Puma concolor (puma)
Lineage: Eukaryota; Metazoa; Chordata; Mammalia; Carnivora; Felidae
Source: RefSeq, a predicted model, not a curated record
AUGGAGGCAUCCGAGCCGGUAGUCGCAGCUCGGGAGGAAGAGGCGUCCUGCUCUUCCUGGGUGGCCGGCAGUACCAAUACAAAUUUGCCCAUCAUGUCAGCAGAAUCUGUGGAGAUUGAUGAUGCAUUAUACAGUCGACAGAGGUACGUUCUUGGAGACACAGCAAUGCAGAAGAUGGCCAAGUCCCAUGUUUUCUUAAGUGGUAUGGGUGGUCUUGGUUUGGAAAUUGCAAAGAAUCUUGUUCUUGCAGGAGUUAAGGCACUUACCAUUCAUGAUACAGAAAAAUGCCAAGCAUGGGAUCUAGGAGCCAACUUCUUUCUCUGUGAAGAUGAUGUUGUCAAUAUGAGAAACAGUGUCCAGUGUGUAAUAUUGACUGAGAUCAAACUUCCGUUGCAGAAGAAGAUCAAUAACUUUUGCCGUUCUCGGUGCCCUCCAAUUAAGUUUAUCAGUGCAGAUGUACAUGGAAUUUGGUCACGGUUGUUUUGUGAUUUUGGUGAUGAAUUUGAAGUUUCAGAUGCAACAGGAGAAGAGCCAAAAGAAAUUUUCAUUUCAAAUAUAACGCAAGGUAAUCCUGGUAUUGUCACCUGCCUUGAAAAUCAUCCUCACAAACUUGAGACAGGACAGUUUUUAAUGUUUCGAGAAAUUAAUGGAAUGACAGGGUUAAAUGGAUCGACACAACAAAUAACUGUGGUAUCACCAUUUUCUUUUAGCAUUGGUGAUACUACAGAACUGGAUCCUUAUUUACAUGGAGGCAUAGCUGUCCAAGUUAAGACUCCUAAAACAUUUUGCUUUGAACCAUUGGAGAGGCAGAUAAAACAUCCAAAGUGCCUUAUUGUGGAUUUUGGCAAACCUGAGGCACCUUUACAGAUUCACACAGCUAUGCUUGCCUUGGACCAGUUCCAGGAGAGCUAUAGUCGCAAGCCAAAUAUUGGGUGCCAGCAAGAUUCAGAAGAACUCUUGAAACUAGCAACGUCUAUAAGUGAAACCCUAGAAGAGAAGCCGGAAGUAAAUGCUGACAUUGUGCAUUGGCUCUCUUGGACUGCUCAAGGUUUUUUACCCCCACUUGCUGCAGCAGUAGGAGGUGUUGCUAGCCAAGAAGUAUUGAAAGCCGUGACAGGAAAGUUUUCUCCUUUGUGCCAGUGGUUGUACAUUGAAGCAGCAGAUAUUGUCCAAUCCCUAGACAAACCUGAACGUGAAGAAUUUCUCCCACGAGGAGAUAGAUAUGAUGCCCUACGAGCUUGCAUUGGAGACACUUUGUGUCAGAAGCUACAAAAGUUGAAUAUCUUCUUGGUAGGAUGUGGAGCCAUAGGCUGUGAAAUGUUAAAAAAUUUUGCUUUACUUGGUGUUGGCACAGGCAAAGAAAAAGGAAUGGUUACAGUUACAGAUCCUGACUUGAUAGAAAAAUCCAACUUGAAUAGACAGUUCCUGUUUCGUCCUCACCACAUACAGAAACCUAAAAGCUAUACUGCUGCUGACGCAACCCUGAAAAUAAAUCCUCAAUUCAAGAUAGAUGCACACUUGAACAAAGUAUGUCCAGCCACUGAGGCUAUUUACAAUGAUGAGUUCUAUACUAAACAAGAUAUAAUUAUUACAGCAUUAGAUAAUGUGGAAGCCAGGAGAUAUGUAGACAGCCGUUGCUUAGCAAAUCUACGGCCCCUCUUAGAUUCUGGAACAAUGGGCACUAAGGGACACACUGAAGUUAUCGUACCUCAUUUAACUGAAUCCUAUAAUAGUCAUCGGGAUCCCCCAGAAGAGGAAAUACCAUUUUGUACUCUAAAGUCCUUUCCAGCUGCUAUUGAACACACUAUACAGUGGGCAAGAGAUAAGUUUGAAAGUUCCUUUUCCCAUAAGCCUUCAUUGUUUAACAAAUUUUGGCAAACCUAUCCAUCUGCAGAAGAAGUCUUACAGAAGAUACAAACUGGACACAGUUUAGAAGGCUGUUUUCAAGUUAUUAAGUUGCUUAGCAGAAGACCUAGAAACUGGUCCCAAUGUGUAGAAUUAGCAAGAUUAAAGUUUGAAAAAUAUUUUAACCAUAAGGCUCUUCAGCUUCUUCACUGCUUUCCUCUAGACACACGAUUAAAAGAUGGCAGUUUGUUUUGGCAAUCACCAAAGAGGCCUCCAUCUCCAAUAAAAUUUGAUUUAAAUGAACCUUUGCACUUCAGUUUUCUUCUGAAUGCUGCAAAACUGUAUGCUGCAGUCUAUUGCAUUCCAUUUACAGAAGAGGACUUAUCAGCAGAUGCCCUCUUGAAUAUUCUUUCUGAAGUAAAGAUUCAAGAAUUCAAACCUUCCAACAAGGUUGUUCAAACAGAUGAGACUGCAAGGAAACCGGAGCAGGUUCCUAUUAGCAGUGAAGAUGAGAGGAACGCUAUUUUCCAGCUAGAGAAGGCUAUUUCAUCUAAUAAAGCCACCACAAGUGACCUUCAGAUGGCAGUGCUUUCAUUUGAGAAAGAUGAUGAUCACAAUGGACACAUAGAUUUCAUCACAGCUGCAUCAAAUCUUCGUGCCAAAAUGUAUAACAUUGAACCAGCUGACCGUUUCAAAACAAAGCGCAUAGCUGGUAAAAUUAUACCUGCUAUAGCAACAUCCACUGCUGCAGUUUCUGGCCUGGUUGCAUUGGAGAUGAUCAAAGUAGCUGGUGACUAUCCGUUUGAAGCUUACAAAAAUUGUUUCCUUAACUUAGCCAUUCCAAUUAUAGUGUUUACAGAGACAUCUGAAGUAAGAAGAACUGAAAUCAGAAAUGGAAUAUCAUUUACAAUUUGGGACAGAUGGACUGUACAUGGAAAAGAAGACUUCACCCUCUUGGAUUUCAUAAAUGCAGUCAAAGAGAAGUACGGAAUUGAACCAACGAUGGUGGUGCAGGGAGUCAAAAUGCUUUAUGUCCCUGUAAUGCCUGGUCAUGCAAAAAGAUUGAAGUUAACAAUGCAUAAACUUGUGAAACCUUCUACUGAAAAGAAAUAUGUAGAUCUUACUGUGUCAUUUGCUCCAGACACUGAUGGAGAUGAAGAUUUGCCUGGACCUCCAGUGAGAUACUACUUUAGUCAUGACACUGAUUAA